Molecule: messenger RNA, 1126 nt
Organism: Phoenix dactylifera (date palm)
Lineage: Eukaryota; Viridiplantae; Streptophyta; Magnoliopsida; Arecales; Arecaceae
Source: RefSeq, a predicted model, not a curated record
CUCUCCCUUCUCUACUCUCUGAUCUCCGUCUGUUCCUCUCUCUCUCUCUCUCUCUCUCUCUCUCUCUCUCCGAGUCUUUUGACUCUUUUCUAAGCCCAAGAUACGUCCUUUAUUGAAUUAAAAAAGGUGCAACGCUGCCGGUGAGUAGGCGGAGGAGGGAUGUUGCAGGGUGCAACGCCGCUGGAGACGGCGGCGCAGCUGGGGUACGCGGUGGAGCUGUAUUUCGAUCCGGCGCUGGAAAACCAGGUGCUUAAGGCGUGGAACGUGCUGGCCCGGCGGCAGAUCAGCACCCAGCUUAUCGAGAUGGCCGCCCGGCCCCACCUCACUCUCCUCUCUUCCCCCUCUCUCGACCCCCUCAAGAUCCAUUCUGCCCUGCGCUCCCUCGCCUCCCGCCUCGACCCCCUCCCUCUAUCCCUCUCCUCCGUCGGUGCCUUCCCUUCGUCUUCCUCCUCCGACGCCCCGGGCAGCGGCGGCGGCGGAGUCCUCUUCCUCGCUCCCACCCCCUCAUCUGCCCUCCUCCACGUCCACUCCCAGCUUUGCGACGCCCUCAAGAAGGAAGGGGUGGAGUUGCCCGAGGAAUUCCGGCCCGAUGCUUGGGUCCCCCACUGCUCCGUGGCCCAGGACGUCCCCAGAAGCCGGAUGGCUGAGGCCUUCUGCAUCCUCCGCGACCUCAAGCUCCCCGUUUCUGGCUACGCCAUGGAUAUCGGCCUCGUGGAAUUCUCGCCUGUCCGGGAGAUCUUCUUCUUCCCUCUCGGAAGCGCCCCUGAUGCCUAGGUAGUAUUUGCUCUAGCAUCGAAAAUUUCCAGUGGAAACACAAAACUACAUCUUAGUAGGUGUCUUGUAUGGAAGCAGUCUUGUUACAUCUGCUAAUCAAAAUUCCUUCUACAUCAAACUAAUGACAAGAAAGGAGGUCUGCAUUCUUGACCUUUCUGAAGGACAAAGCAAGAUAUUACUAGUAGCAAGCUUUUAACCCCCCAGGAUAAAGUGCUUCCUCUAAAUUAUGGAGGCUUCAGUAUGUGUUGUGCAAAAGUUCUCAUUUGUAAGUGAUACUGACUAAAUGGUUUUUAUUGCUAGUUCUUUUUCUGACAUGCAUAUGAAACUAGUAAUAUUAUUCUGAGAAUCAUCA